UGUGAACGAAAGAGCCCGACAAAGCUACAGUUCAACAUGACUGUCGCUGUGAGCUCUCUCAAGUUUUUAAUAUGGGCAGUGGCCGUUCUAGUUUUAGUAAGCGGCAAAAGGCAGAAAAGAGAGUACAGUGUUCUAUCAUGGAAUGACUGCGGUGGCCCUGACAAAGUUCUCCACAUAGAGUCUUUGUCCAUCUCGCCAAUGCCUGUUAUACUUCCGGGUGUCAUGCGCAUUACGUCUAGCGCCCACUCUUCAGCUACGAUCAGUGCGGCGAGUCUAGAGUUGACAAUUAAACGGAGUACCUUCCUUGGUUAUAUCACGGUGCCCUGCAUCUCUAACGUCGGAUCAUGCACGUAUGAUGACAUGUGCACAUUAGUGGACACCAUGGAACGAGAGAACUGGGCAGGUAUCUCAAGACAAGUAUCCAACCAGAUUCGAGGAUUCCUCCAGAGCGCGGGUAUCAGCAGCACGUGCCCCGUACCUCCCAGUGAAAUCAAUGUCACAGAGUACCCCUUUCAAAUGCCUGAACUUCCCAGCAUACUAAACUUUUUAGCAGAUGGCAACUACAGAGUGAAUUUCAGGAUUAGGGAUAGGUCAUCCCAUCGAGUACUCGGCUGUUUCAACGUCAACAUGUCACUCAAAAAGGAAGAGACUAGGGGGUGGUUCUUCUUUAGGAGGCGAUGAUCUUCUCCACUGGCUGAAAAAGGCUGGUUGAACAAGACUGGUUGAGCGAAGGACAUAGAAACUCGGAAAUGGCCUCUCGUGCAUUAUUGCUCAGAACGGGUUAAAAACAUGAUGAAAUCUAUGCUGCUAAAUUAAAAAAGAGAAUAAAGAGGUUUUAAAGUGAUGAAAAAUGUACACAAUCAAAAAGGCAGAGAAAUUUGUUUAAACGGUUCAGUGACGCAGUUUAUGGGGGUUGCGUCGACGUUGAGCCUUCUUUUAUAAGUUUGUUAGUCUCGAAAGAUUUCGUCUUACUCGCGUUACCUGCCUUCUCCGUGAACAAUCUUGUAACACAAUCAUGAAUAAGCUUCAAGUACAUCACCAACAUUCGGCAAUUUAGAUAAUGGCAUAAUAAGUGAAUUCUGACUGCUUUAUUGUUUCCACAGAUGGCCUUGUCUACAAACUGGAGAGCAGGGAAAUAUCUGGGUGCUUAGCACGCGACAGAGAGCAAAUUAGGGUUCAAAAACACCACGUGCAUGUUGCUGUUGUUGUGUUUAGAACUUUUUCACUAUCUUGUUACAGGACUGUCAGCUGUGCACCAUGCAUGCUGGUUACGCGAGACUAUACAGGACUAUUGAUCAAUGAGCUACGUGUGCAUAAAUGCAAAUACCAGAUUGAUCUCCCAUUUUACUUCAGAUCACUGAUCAGUUGUUGUGUCACAUACAAGCUCUCAUUUUCCCAAAU
Liolophura sinensis is the source of this 1401-nucleotide messenger RNA. Its product is annotated as ganglioside GM2 activator-like. The transcript is spliced from 4 exons. Gene Ontology annotation, molecular function: lipid carrier activity; enzyme activator activity. Gene Ontology annotation, biological process: lipid transport; ganglioside catabolic process. Lineage: Eukaryota; Metazoa; Mollusca; Polyplacophora; Chitonida; Chitonidae. Gene Ontology annotation, cellular component: cytoplasmic side of plasma membrane. The record is from RefSeq and is a predicted model, not a curated record. The coding region runs from base 37 to 681 and encodes 214 amino acids.